AUGGUGGCUCUUCCCCCAGUUGGGCUGUGGGGCGGGAGGCUGGAGGCCGAGGGAGCCCUGCGUCCGGGCGAGGACAGCCGCGUCCAGCAGAGGCGCGUGGCCAUGACCAUGCGGGUCUGUGCUGCAGCCACGCAGGGUGGGUUUGAAAGAAAAGACCAGGCUGAUGGGAAGGCCAAGUCCUGCGUUUGCCAUGUCUGUGGUGUCCACCUGAAUAGGCUGCACUCUUGCCUCUACUGUGUCUUCUUUGGCUGUUUCACAAAGAAACAUAUUCACGAACAUGCGAAGUCGAAACGGCACAACCUGGCCAUAGAUCUGACAUAUGGAGGUAUAUACUGCUUCUUGUGUCAGGACUACGUAUAUGACAAAGACAUGGAAAUAAUCGCCAAAGAAGAACAGCGGAAAGCCUGGAAGAUGCAAGGUGUUGGAGAGAAGUUUUCAACUUGGGAACCAACCAAACGGGAGCUUGAACUGCUGAAACACAACCCAAAAAGGAGAAAGAUCACCUCUAACUGCACCAUAGGUCUGCGAGGGCUGAUCAACCUCGGGAACACGUGCUUCAUGAACUGCAUCGUCCAGGCCCUGACCCACACGCCACUUCUGCGGGACUUCUUCCUGUCCGACAGGCACCGCUGUGAGAUGCAGAGUCCCAGCUCCUGUCUGGUCUGUGAGAUGUCCUCGCUGUUUCAGGAGUUCUACUCGGGGCACCGGUCCCCGCACAUCCCGUACAAGCUGUUGCACCUGGUGUGGACUCACGCGCGGCACCUGGCGGGGUAUGAGCAGCAGGACGCCCACGAGUUCCUCAUCGCGGCCCUGGACGUGCUCCACCGGCACUGCAAAGGUGACGAUAACGGGAAGAAGGCCAACAACCCCAACCACUGCAACUGCAUCAUAGACCAGAUCUUCACGGGUGGGCUGCAGUCGGACGUCACCUGCCAGGUCUGCCAUGGCGUCUCCACCACAAUAGACCCCUUCUGGGACAUCAGUUUAGAUCUGCCUGGCUCUUCCACCCCAUUCUGGCCGCUGAGCCCCGGGAGCGAGGGCAGCGUGGUGAAUGGGGAGAGCCAUAUAUCAGGAACCACUACGCUCACGGACUGCCUGCGAAGAUUUACCAGACCAGAGCACUUGGGAAGCAGCGCCAAGAUCAAGUGUAGCGGUUGCCACAGCUACCAGGAGUCCACGAAGCAGCUCACCAUGAAGAAGCUGCCCAUCGUAGCCUGUUUUCAUCUCAAACGAUUUGAACACUCGGCCAAGCUGAGGCGGAAGAUCACCACCUACGUGUCCUUCCCCCUGGAGCUGGACAUGACCCCCUUCAUGGCCUCCAGCAAAGAGAGCAGGAUGAACGGACAGUACCAGCAGCCCACGGACAGUCUCAGUAACGAUAACAAGUAUUCCUUGUUUGCAGUCGUUAACCAUCAAGGGACCUUGGAGAGUGGCCACUACACCAGCUUCAUCCGGCAGCACAAAGAUCAGUGGUUCAAAUGUGACGAUGCCAUCAUCACCAAGGCCAGCAUCAAGGACGUGCUGGACAGUGAAGGGUACUUACUGUUCUACCACAAGCAGUUCCUGGAGUAUGAGUAACCGUGUCUGCAGCUGGUCAGAAAAAA
Molecule: messenger RNA, 1604 nt
Organism: Galeopterus variegatus (Sunda flying lemur)
Lineage: Eukaryota; Metazoa; Chordata; Mammalia; Dermoptera; Cynocephalidae
Gene: USP22
Product: ubiquitin specific peptidase 22
Exons: 13
Coding region: 1-1578 (525 amino acids)
Biological process (GO): protein deubiquitination
Molecular function (GO): zinc ion binding; cysteine-type deubiquitinase activity
Source: RefSeq, a predicted model, not a curated record